This is a messenger RNA of Schistocerca gregaria, 1771 nucleotides long. Its product is annotated as mitochondrial-processing peptidase subunit beta-like. The transcript has 2 exons. The coding region runs from base 315 to 1745 and encodes 476 amino acids. Gene Ontology annotation, cellular component: mitochondrion. The record is from RefSeq and is a predicted model, not a curated record. Lineage: Eukaryota; Metazoa; Arthropoda; Insecta; Orthoptera; Acrididae. Gene Ontology annotation, molecular function: metalloendopeptidase activity; metal ion binding.
GUCAAAGUCGCGGGAGCGUCGCCGAAGGCCGUUCCCCGGCGCGUCCCGCUCGGCGCCGCAGGAGGGGUUCCGAGGGUCCGAGGGACGGACGCAGCGAUGCGCCUUCCCGCGCGCGCUUUCUGGACGCCGCGCCCAGGGUCUCUGGGAGGCGUUUAUGGCAGUCGAGAGAGGGGGGAGCAAAAAAAAAAGCGAACAAAGAAAAAUUUUGACAAAAAUUCACUCAUUCAGAUCUUUGUUGAUUGCUUGAGGCGUGCUUUGCUCUGCGCUCGGCUUCGACGUCUUUUUUCUGCUUCGACAAGCGUUUAGAACAGAAGAUGUCCGUUCGGUUGUUUAGCGGGUUGGGGGCAGCCGCGAGGAGGGCGCCUUCCAGAGAUCGGCACUGGGCGCUUCGUCGCCGCGUGUCCGACGCGUCGAAGGCGACCGCGGUGCCGCCCUACCUCUUGAACACUGCGCCGCUCCAGCUGACGACGCUGCCGAAUGGGAUUCGAGUUGCCACCGAGGAGACGGGGUCCGAGACGGUGACGGUUGGCGUCUACAUCGACGCCGGGAGCGCCUAUGAGACAGAGGAGACGAACGGGGCGGCGCAUUUCUUGGAGCACAUGGCGUUCAAGGGGACGACGAACCGGACUCAAGAGCAGAUCGAGUUGGAGGUCGAAAACAUGGGCGCGCAGCUCAAUGCCUAUACGAGUCGCGAACACACGGUCUAUGUGGGGAGGGCGUUCAAGAGCGAUAUGCCUAAGAUUGUUGACAUUUUGGGCGACAUUUUGCAGAACUCGAAGCUCGAGCCUGCUCACAUAGAGCGAGAGCGUUCGGUAAUUUUGACGGAAAAAGAAGUUGUCGAAUCGAACCUUGAAGAGGUCGUUUUUGACUAUUUACACGCUUCGGCGUAUCAGGGAACGCCGUUGGCUCGAACGAUUCUGGGAGAGGAAAAGAACAUUCGAUCUCUAAAAAGGGAGGACCUCGUAAAUUACAUCAAGACGCACUAUACGGGGAGGCGCCUGGUUGUGGCGGCGGUUGGCUCCGUUAACCAUGACCAGCUCGUCGACCACGUACAAAAAGAGUUCAGUCAAUUGCCUGCCGACUCCGACUUCGAUUUUGGCCCGUUGGCCGACACGGAGUUCACAGGUUCGGAAAUAAAGGUUCAAGAUGACACCCUGCACGAAGUCCACGCGGCCGUCGGCUUUAAGUCCGUGUCUUGGUCCGAGCCAGACUACAUUACCUUCAUGCUCCUUCAGUCCAUGAUCGGGUCCUGGGACCGAUCGAUGGGCGGCGGAAACUCUCUGAACUCGCGCCUUUCCGAAAUCGUCUCUGACGAAAACCUCGCUCACUCCUACAGCACCUUCAACACCUGCUACAACCGAACCGGACUCUUCGGCGUCUACUUCGUCUCGGACUACAACCGAGUGGACGAAAUGUGCGCGGAAGUAAUGCGCGAAUUCGCGCUCGCUCGAAACGUCACUCCACAGGAACUGGAGCGCGCCAAAAACAGAGUCAAAUCCGCCUACCUCAUGCAGCUGGACGGCACCAGCGCCGUCUGCGAGGACAUAGGCAGGCAACUCCUAACCCUCGGGCGUCGCAUGUCACCCAUAGAGGUUUUUUUGAGAAUCGACAAAGUCACCGUGGAAGACAUCAGAAGGGUAGCCUGGGACCACUUCCGAGACGUGGAUCCCGUCGUGUCCGCCAUAGGACCCCUUAAAUACUUCCCCGACUACAAUCUGUGGCGUACGCGUACAACCGAGUUAUAAAAAUCUGUUUCAAAAAAACAAAAAAU